Lactuca sativa (garden lettuce) is the source of this 354-nucleotide messenger RNA. NCBI's taxonomy places the organism in Eukaryota, Viridiplantae, Streptophyta, Magnoliopsida, Asterales, Asteraceae. The record is from RefSeq and is a predicted model, not a curated record.
AUGAAUGAUGCUUGUUGUUCGUGUGGAUACCAAUUGAACUUAUCAUCUGCGAAUCGGAUAAUUGGAACAACCUCCAAAUACCGUGAAUCCAUGAAGAAAGGUGUGAUCUCCUUUCAAUCCAUUGAUCUGAGUCGCUUCACUCAGGUUGAUGAGGUGUCUUGCUUUCCAUUUUAUUUGGGUCGUAAUGAUACAAAAACCAAGCUUAUGUGUCGCCAGUGUGGUGUUCAUAUCGGAUAUGGGUAUAGAGAUGGAAAUGCUCAAUGCGUUUUUGAUUCACGGGUUGGAUCCGACCCAUCUUACAAGAAGGUGGUGAUGAAGAUUCGAGCUUUACAACCUUCAGAUAUCGAUGGCUAA